This is a messenger RNA of Cylicostephanus goldi, 777 nucleotides long. The record is from the annotation of a GenBank genome assembly. Lineage: Eukaryota; Metazoa; Nematoda; Chromadorea; Rhabditida; Strongylidae.
AUGCUUGCAGGACCUGUGUUGAUAGCAAACUCCACAUUUUCCUGGAAUCGUGGUCAUGGCAUUGCUGUAGAUAAUACUACUGAUGGACGAGUUUUCAUCAACUCGACCAGGAUAGAGAACAAUUAUGGUGAUGGUGUAUGGUAUAGGCAAAAGAUUGGAUCAAAUCUGCUUAACCAUGGGCUGAGAGAACGGCGAGACUAUGCGAAUUUUGCCUUUGCUGAGGAAAAACCUCGAGCAGACAUCUGUCGGGAGCAUACCUUACCGAUCUCCAGUACCCAUUUGGUCGUUUGUGAUGCUACUGAGGAGAAAAAUGCUUGUGCACUGGAAAGAAUGAGGAUACCGAUCGUAGACGGCACUUACCCGCAGACAGUUAGCUUACGGGCCGGCGUUACACCCCUCUUCCUAGCCCUGGAACACCAUCAAGAGGGUAAUACGGCUGGAUAUGUUGUGGGCGAUGUAGAUGUCCUUUUCCGCGUGCAUGCUAGUGUCACAGACAAAGCCUUUUAUGGAUUGAACAUCACAAACUCUAUUAUUAAUGGCAAUAUUGGCAAUGGAGUCUUUUCAAAGGAUAUCCGUGAACGAACAGCAUUGUCGAAUGUGACUGUUAACCUGAAUCAGGGAUUGGCUGGAUUUCUAGUGAAGGAGCUGCAUUCCAUUACAACGACUCUUUGCCUUUCUUUGCCCUGCAUCAAGAGAUCAUAUUCAAGGGACGACCUUCUAAUAACAUAUUUUAUCUACCAACUAUUGUUGCUGGCAAUCUCUGGGGUGGAGUCUUAG